This is a messenger RNA of Cantharellus anzutake, 588 nucleotides long. RefSeq lists its product as uncharacterized. The coding region runs from base 178 to 357 and encodes 59 amino acids. NCBI's taxonomy places the organism in Eukaryota, Fungi, Basidiomycota, Agaricomycetes, Cantharellales, Hydnaceae. The record is from RefSeq and is a predicted model, not a curated record. The transcript is spliced from 3 exons.
UGGUUCCUUGAGAAGCCUCGGGGUUGGCCGACAUUGAUCAUGAACCAAAUGGGUAAGGGUGCUUCUGAGGAUACAUAGCAGCAUCUAAGACCGAUUAUCCGACUGUCUAAUACAUGUGCGAUUCCGAGCCUCGCACGAAUGAGAAUUUAUUCCGAAUUCAACUUGUGAUGCGCGACAAUGAAGAUUCUAGCUUCAGUACCCGAUGAAGAAGCCCAAGAUUCAGGUAGCCUUCACCCUCAAACUCUAAGGCCGCCUCAAAUGGGCGUGGCCCAGAGGACGAAGCUACCGAAAAAAGGGGCCGUAUGGCUUCCUAGUCCACUGGAUUUGUGGCCCUUGGGGUGUGAACCAUGGCAGUAAUGGAUGAGACGUUCGCAUUGCCCAUUCUAGCAUGAUCAGUUGGGAACCAUGAACGAGGGAUAUUUGCCAUCAUUUUCACAAAAUUCUUGGGUGAUUAGGGUUACCCUUUACACAAAGAAACUAACUUGGAGUCCGAGGAGCUCGCGCUGGCAGCAGCAAUAUUCCAACAUGCUCCUUAGCGUCAGGACUAAAUAUCGGUUUCAACUUGAAUUCACAAAAAUAUUGGAGCUC